AUCACUGUUUCAGUGGCCCUGGUGUUUCGUUUUCGCAUUCACUCAGUUUACAAGUUUGGGUUGUUGGUGUUAUUUGUGAUUCUGAUAGAUGGACGCCGACGUUGUUAUACGCUCUGAAAAACAAUUGCAACGAAAUUUAAGAUGUCUCAGCAAGCGUAUGACAUGGUUUUUGGUUCAGAGGAUGUCCAGCUGUUUGUGUCGUUCGCGCACGAUCACGGAGUAUGAAGCACAAGUUGUCGCAUCUCAGACCACAGAUGUGGGAAAAGCCUCAAAGCUGAUGGAGAUCGUCAUUAGAAAAGGUCGGAGGGCAUGCAGCUCGUUCCUUUCAUGCCUCGGCAUUUGUGACCCGAAGUUGUAUGAAAGUGUUACAGGAUAUCCAGCACCAUUCAGUCACAAGGACCAUCACCACUCAGAAGACAUCCCAUUGUCAGAAAAACAAGCUUCAUUUCCAACUUGUAUUAUAAACAUACACAACUCUUCCCUGCAACAUUGUAUUUUUGGAAACAACAAUAGCCAAUGCAUUACCUGUGACCAGCAUUCUCUUCUCUCUCAGAAUGAUGCAAUAAAUGUAGAUGAAAUGGAGGACAGUCAGAGCCAUGACCAGCUGAUCCCAGCACCGGACCCUGUAAGUCGCAAUGACAUUCACAUGGAGCGCUCCCACAUAGAAUAUGUCAUCAUAGGAGACCACAACAGCAUGACAGUCACAGAGACCUUAGACUCAGAGGAUGAGGAGGACACAGAGAUUGAACCAGAACCGCUUAGUGCUUAAAAGAUGUGAAAUGGAGGCUAGAAGAUAUCCACACAUUUUGGGAGGUGCAGUUUUGUCAGUUCAUCUCAGUUUGCCUGGUCCAUGAUUCUACAUGGGCAUGCACAUGUGCCUGGAUGCACAUGCCUUAAAUUAACAUAUGAGGUGCUCAGUAGGUGCUGCUAAACAUUGACACUGUAAAGCGUUAUAUACAUUAUCUUUCUGAACAUGUGUACCAUGAUGUUGCCACUGGUUGCUCUGGAACGAUAUAAUUUCUGAGUGCUUAAUAUUUGUUUGUGCUAAACAAAAGUGUUUGAACCGUUGCGUAGCUGACAUUGCAUUACUUGCAAUUAUGAGACUUUUAUAUGCUUUUUUAAAAGUAUAGCCUAUGUGUCUUGUGUAAUUAUGUCUUAAAAGUAAAAGCUUAAAAUGCUUAUUUUGGAUUUGAUGUUGUAGUAGUUAUUCGGUCAAAUAUGCUCAAUAUAUGUAAGACUGUGGAAAGUUACUAGGUAAAUCUGUGGUGUGAUUUUACGUAUUCAAAUUUGGUUUCUGAAGAGACUAUGUGCAUUUUUUUCCUGUGAGGGUUGGGUAUAUGUAUGUAUUUUCAGUACAUCUGAAUUAUGAUUUUAUCAACUAAACUAGACCUCAAGUCAAAUGUUUAUGAUUUCUAUGUGUUUUUAUUAUAACGUUUUACUUGGUUGUUGUCACUUGAUAUUUUUAAAGCAAUGUUUUUUUUAUUUGUAUAUUUCUAUGACUUUUUUAAGUGUUUAUCUAUCAAAAUAAAGAUUAUUUAAUUUAUCACAAAA
This is a messenger RNA of Triplophysa rosa, 1551 nucleotides long. RefSeq lists its product as uncharacterized. Bases 89 to 769 code for a protein of 226 amino acids. The record is from RefSeq and is a predicted model, not a curated record. Lineage: Eukaryota; Metazoa; Chordata; Actinopteri; Cypriniformes; Nemacheilidae. Gene Ontology annotation, biological process: regulation of apoptotic process. The transcript is spliced from 5 exons.